AUGUCGAAUAGUUCGAAAAUGGAUUGUUCCGUUGGUAAACUAGUUCAUGAAGAGUACCAUAAAAAAUAUUAUUCCCGAUUUUCCAAAAUUGAGUCUUGUACUAAGGAGGAAAAGGAUUUAAUAGAAUGGAGACUAGAGGAAACUGUAACAGAUAUUUGUAUGUAUCAUAAACUCAAGUAUUUAAAAUAUUUUAAUAAGGGUUUUGGUGGAGCUUGCUGCGAUCCAUUUAAAAGUCAUAAGGCCUUAAUUAAAAAAUCAUUAAGAGUUUUGGAUUUAGAAAUUUGUGAAACUUAUUCGCACUUGAAAUUAGUUCCGGGAAAAAGUAUCUGUACAAACUGUAUUAAAAAAUUGAAGGAAGAUAAAGAAGCUAUUUAUAUGGAUGUAGAUAUGAUAGAAGAGGAAUUUGAAGGCCUGCCAAAAAAACUUAAACGUGGAACAGUAAAACGCUGGAUAAAAAACAAGGUUCUAGAAGUCUCGAAAGCUUUUGAGAAGAUAUGUAUUGAGGCCUUCAAUUUACCUGGCGAGGCGAAACAAGAAAAUGUUGAUAAUCUGGACCAAGAUUACUUUGAAUUAAUAGAUGAAGUCAAAAAGAAAAUAUCGACGGUUGAUUACAAAAACAAAAUUAAUCUUAUAAGUAUAGCGCCCAAGUCUUGGUCUCGUGAAAGAACAGCUAAAGAAUUAAAUGUUUCCCCAAAUACUGUGAGAACAGCAAGACAAGCCAUGAAAAAUGACGAAAUCCUACCCUAUAUUAAAAAUGAAAACAAACAAGGAAGACAUUCACUUUCUAAGGAAAUGUCUGAAAAAAUAAUUCAAUUCUACUUGGAAAAUGAUAUAAGUCGACCUUGUCCAGAAUAUGUUUCAGUGAAGGAUGAUAAUGGAAAUAGGAUUCAUAUGCAAAAAAGGUUAAUUCUUUCAAAUUUGAAAGAAAUUUAUACAUUUUUCAAAGAACAGAACCCAGCUGCACAAAUAGGGUUUUCAAAGUUUGCAGAGUUGAGACCCAAGUGGUGUAUCUUGGCAGGUGCUUCGGGUACACAUACUGUCUGUGUUUGUAUCUAUCACCAAAAUUUAAAGUUAGCCUCCAACGUAAUUUCGAGAACAAUAAAUUAUGCGGAUUACAUAAAAGCAGCGGUGUGUGAUAUUAAUUGUGAGCAAUGUAUGAUGUCAGAGUGCGAACAAUGCCCCAAUGAAAAAGGAAUUGAUGAUUUUUUGUCUACAAUUCAAGAGUCACAACCAUUAGCUGAAUCUGUAGAGUACAGUCAAUGGAUCUCUAACGACAGAUGUCAAAUGAAGACCCUAAGUGAAAAUUACGAAGAAUUUAUGAAAAACUUCAAAGAACAAAUUCUGAAAACGAAACCCCAUCACUACAUCUCUAAAAAGCAAAGUAACUUUUUGCGAGCAAGAAAAGAGAACUUGGCAGAACACGAAUGUAUUGUGAUGUGUGAUUUUGCGGAAAAUUAUGCUUUUGUGAUACAGGAUGAUUGUUGA
This is a messenger RNA of Ceutorhynchus assimilis (cabbage seed weevil), 1485 nucleotides long. NCBI's taxonomy places the organism in Eukaryota, Metazoa, Arthropoda, Insecta, Coleoptera, Curculionidae. The record is from the annotation of a GenBank genome assembly.